Diversispora eburnea is the source of this 162-nucleotide messenger RNA. The record is from the annotation of a GenBank genome assembly. NCBI's taxonomy places the organism in Eukaryota, Fungi, Glomeromycota, Glomeromycetes, Diversisporales, Diversisporaceae.
AUGAGUCUUGUUUCUAGUGACAAGAAAAAUCUCAAAAAGACAACAGAUGAUAGAAAGAAAAUUGGUCAAAAGGGGAAUAGAAUUUUUAGAUUACAUAAAGAUUACUUAGAAUUUGGUACUAUAGAAGUGGAACAUGCUAGGGAUACUUCAGAGUGCAAAUAG